AUGCCUGCUUUUCCUGCUUAUGACACCAAUUCCUCCACCUUUCUACUAACAGGCUUCCCUGGCCUGGAACAGGAAUAUCCCUGGCUGUCCAUCCCUUUCUCCCGUAUCUAUGCUAUGGUACUGUCUGGGAACUGCCUGGUGCUGCAUGUGAUCCGGACUGAGCCGAGCCUGCACCAGCCCAUGUUCUACUUCCUGGCCAUGCUGGCCCUCACUGACCUGUGCAUGGGGCUGUCCACGGUGCACACGGUGCUGGGCAUCCUGUGGGGACUUAGCCAGGAAGUCAGCCUGGAUGCCUGCAUUGCUCAAACUUAUUUCAUCCAUGGUCUGUCCCUCACAGAGUCUGGAGUCCUUCUCGCCAUGGCUUUGGAUCGCUUUACAGCGAUCUGUAACCCUCUGAGGUAUACGUCCAUACUAACCAGUGCCAGGAUUACCAAGAUUGGGCUGGGAAUUUUAGUUAGGAGUUUUGUGUUCAUUAUGGCUCCCAUAAUCCGCCUAAAGUUUUUCCACUAUUGCCAUUCCCACAUCCUCUCGCACUCUUUUUGCCUUCACCAAGACUUACUAAGACUAGCAUGUUCUGACAUUCGCUUUAACAGUUUCUAUGCCUUGGCUCUGGUGAUUUGCACACUUUUGUUUGAUUCCAUGCUAAUUAUUGUAUCCUACAUUCUGAUCCUGCAUUCUGUCUUGGCUAUUGCAUCCCGGGAGGAGCGGCUUAAGUCCUUGCAGACCUGUGUCUCCCAUAUCUGUGCUGUCAUGGUUUUCUAUAUCCCAAUAAUUGGUCUGACUAUGGUGCAUCGUUUUGGGAAACACCUCUCUCCUAUGGUCCAUGUCCUCAUGGGCAACAUCUAUAUCAUCUUCCCACCCUUGAUGAACCCCAUCAUCUACAGUGUCAAAACCCAACAAAUCCGUGGCAGGAUUCAGAAGUGGUUUUCCAUGAAAAAGGAGUAA
Messenger RNA from Canis lupus familiaris (dog), 945 nucleotides. Its product is annotated as olfactory receptor 51V1-like. Lineage: Eukaryota; Metazoa; Chordata; Mammalia; Carnivora; Canidae. The record is from RefSeq and is a predicted model, not a curated record. Gene Ontology annotation, cellular component: membrane. Bases 1 to 945 code for a protein of 314 amino acids. Gene Ontology annotation, molecular function: olfactory receptor activity; G protein-coupled receptor activity. The transcript has a single exon. Gene Ontology annotation, biological process: G protein-coupled receptor signaling pathway.